UCAAGUAGAAACACCACCCGUUCAAAUUACUUCCGGUUCACAGGCCAGGCGGACUAGAUCGAGAAGUUUCACUGUCCAUUUUGUGUAUACAAAGUACUCUUUAUCUAAUCACUGGUCAGGUUUAAGUUGUACACGCCGUCUUCAACAUGUCGUCUUCAUUGGGGACGCUGCUGGAAAUGGGAUUCCCACAGAACAGAGCAGAGAAGGCCAUCGCUAUAACCAAUGACCAAGGGCCAGAGGCAGCUAUGGAAUGGCUCCUUGCCCACAUGGAUGAUCCUGACAUUGAUGAGCCGUACCAGCCACCUCAGGGACAUGUGCUUGGGAAGGUGGAGGAGUCAGCAGCAGCUCCCACAGACCAGGAGACUGGUGCAGAAACACCUAUGGAGACAGGGGACGCUGCUGAGACAGCUACAGUGGAAAGUGAGGCUGCUGCAGAGGGGGAAGGAGAUGGGGCAGUGGAGCAGCAGGAGGCCAAGUGUCUGGUCUGCGAUGAGUGUGGGAAGAAACUCAGGACUGAAAAUGAUGUACAAAUGCACGCUGUACGAAGUGGUCAUCAGAGUUUCUCGGAGUCCACUGAAGAAAUAAAACCCCUGACAGAGGAGGAGAAACAAGAACAACUUCGCAAGGUCCAGGAGCGUCUGAAGCAGCGGCGGCAGGAGAAGGCAGAAGAAGAGAAGAAGGAGGCCAUAGAGAAGGAGAAGAUGAGGAGGAAGCAGGGCAAGGAGCUGGUCAGCAUGAAGACUCAACACGACUAUGAAAAGUCCAAGAAGCUGGUUGCUGAGAGGAAAAGAGAAAAGAUGGAGGAACGAAUGGCCAAACAAAGAGUUAAGGAUCAGAUAGAGAGAGAUAGACUGGAGAGGGCUGCCAAGUUUGGCAAGGCAGGCACACCUGUUGCCCCCCUGCCAGGUGGACCCCAGGCUGCCCCAGCCCAGCCCAAGGUUGAGACUGCAGUUGAGCCCAAGAAGGACUAUGAACAAACACGCAUUCAGGUACGGCUGUUUAAUGGCACUGCGCUGACGCAGAGUUUCAAGGUUCAGGAGGAGCUGGCCGCAGUGCGACUCUUUGUAGAGCUGAACAGAACAGAUGGAGAACAACCAUUCCAGCUCAUGACUACCUUCCCCAGAAAAGUCUUCACUGAGGAGGACAUGCAUAAACCUCUGAAAACCCUAGGACUAGUACCAUCUGCAGUUCUAGUGCUGACCAAGCUGCAGUGAUGUGAUGUCUGAGGAAAAUGACCAGUCUGCCUACCGCAUCAAGAAACACUAAUACAAGUCUCACCUACAGCUGCUAAGUAACUAAGGAAGUCAACUGCAUGGACUUAACACUACAUCAUCUGCAUUAAUUGGGAAACAGCCACGGAGAAAUGGAAUGUUUCUAAAUGUUGGAUGUGUUCUUCACUGUAAACAAUGCUGUAGCAAGUUAUCAUCUAACAGCUGGCAAUAUUUCUGUUCUUAAAUUUUACUGAAGGUUGAAAGUUGUAUUUGCCCAGGUUUAAUUGUCUUUUAAAAACAGGCUGUUCAAAUGUUGCAAUGUUGCCAUCAUCUUAUCAACCCAAAAGUGUUAAUGAAUAACAUUCAACCACAGAAACAAGUGCAAGUACAGAUAAAAGUUAUCUGGCAAUGUACUGGUUUAACUGAUUAAUUUUAUUACAGUUACUGCUGACAUUUGAGUACAAAAAAAUCAGAAACAUUAGCACUAGAGUUGUUAAGACAAAUGGAACCUUUUUCUGUUGAUUUGGGCCAAUGAUCAUCAGUCCAGGGAAUCUCAUACUGACGAAAAAGCUGUAACAUUUCCAUUAAGUAAAAUAAAUCUCCUGGAAACUUUGGUCAGUUUCUUUGAGGACCUGUCUAAAUCCUUUGUAGCCAAAUGAACUGGAAAGUCCAUUUGUGGAGCAAAAUUUGACUUAAAUUUUGAAUUUUAGUUUCAAUGAUAAUAAUCUAAAGAGAUACAUGGAAUCUUUACAUGAUAAGCAAGAGUGCUCCACUAUUAACAUUCAGUUGUACAUUACAAGUGAUAUGAUGUAUUUCUGUAAAAGCUAAGAGAUUGUUUCAGUUUGGAGUAGAAAAUGUUUCAUCUGAAAUGACAUUAAAAGCACAGUGAAAAGGG
This is a messenger RNA of Branchiostoma floridae (Florida lancelet), 2106 nucleotides long. Its product is annotated as UBX domain-containing protein 1-like. Lineage: Eukaryota; Metazoa; Chordata; Leptocardii; Amphioxiformes; Branchiostomatidae. The record is from RefSeq and is a predicted model, not a curated record. The coding region runs from base 147 to 1214 and encodes 355 amino acids. The transcript has 12 exons. Gene Ontology annotation, molecular function: protein binding.